AGGUACCUUUCCAACGUGACCCUAAAGCUAAAGCAUGCAAAACCAUCAGAGCUUACUUGCACUUCACUAGAAUAUAUUGCACAUUAUCAAAUACGUCACAAUUAUAUAUAACCAACAUUUUCUUUAAAUUAAAAUCAUGAAACGUGCAAUUCUCAUCACCAAAUUUUGCAUCCAACAUUAAUUUCUCAUAUCAAUGAACACCUUGAAUUCUAUUCAUGUGUCCUCCGAAACCAAUCAAAUACAAGCCGCUACAAAUUAUUUUUCCAUGCAAAUAUUAGAUUCAUCAAUCCAAAGUCUAAUAAAAUCAUGGAAGAGAAGGCAAAGAUGGUUGUUUCUUUUUAACACAUCAAGCCGACAAGAUUUGUUGAAUAGAGCAACAUGGAGAACCCAUUUAACCAAUUUCCUAGAAUCAACAAUAAUACGUGUGAUUUCAAUUUCUUUGCUUAUUGUAGAUCUCAUCAUCACAAUUCUUGAACUAUCAUCCUCUCUAAUUUCAUGUGAACAAAAUAUUGACAUAGUAAAGGAAAAAUAUUUCCAUUGGAUUGGAAUUUGUAUUUUGAGUAUACUUUCAAUAAAGAUAAUUGCUUUGUUAUUAGGGUUAGGGUUUUCAUUCUUUAAGCAUAUAGGAUAUGUUGUGGAUGGGGUUGUGAUUAUUGGAGCUUUAAUUAUGGAAGCAUUUUUGGAGAGGAGAGGAGGUGGUUUGUUGGUUUUGGUGAGUUUAUGGCGUGUGAUUAGGGUGGUGGAGAGUGUGUUUGAGUUAAGUGAUGAGGCUAUUGAAGUUCAAAUUGAAGGGAUAGUUUUCCAAUUUGAGGCACUUAAAGAAGAGAAUAUUAGGCUCUUGGAAAUUAUACAUGAAAAGGACAAGAUGAUUGAAAAGCUCGAGGAAGAAUUAGAUGAGUGUAGGUUGAAAUUGAAGCCCUUUCACUAAUUCAAAAAAUGAAAUUCACUUGGUGAACUUAUAUACUUGUUUAAUUCAAGAAACUAGUACUAGUACUUUUUAUAUAUGUUGAGUGGACCAAGUUUAGGUGGGAUUUUAAUUAUCUACCAUGUCUUUGUAUAGUUUAGGUGGGAUUUUAAUUAUCUAUCAUGUC
This is a messenger RNA of Cicer arietinum (chickpea), 1091 nucleotides long. RefSeq lists its product as uncharacterized. Gene Ontology annotation, cellular component: plasma membrane. The record is from RefSeq and is a predicted model, not a curated record. Gene Ontology annotation, molecular function: voltage-gated proton channel activity. Lineage: Eukaryota; Viridiplantae; Streptophyta; Magnoliopsida; Fabales; Fabaceae. Gene Ontology annotation, biological process: proton transmembrane transport.